Molecule: messenger RNA, 819 nt
Organism: Emiliania huxleyi CCMP1516
Lineage: Eukaryota; Haptophyta; Isochrysidales; Noelaerhabdaceae
Exons: 3
Coding region: 1-819 (272 amino acids)
Source: RefSeq, a predicted model, not a curated record
AUGCAGCACCGAAGGUCACCCCCCACCUUCGAGGCGGCCUCGUCCCAGCACCUUUCCCAGCUGCACCGCGAUGCCCUCGCCUACUUUACUGCUGCACCAGCGCAGCCGGAGAAGCCCUCCACGCCACUGCGCCCAGCACCCAGCCAGCCGUGGUGGCUCUGCAUCAUGGGCAUUGGCUGGGCAGCCCUCAUCGUCUUUGCAAUGACGACGGACCUUGGCAUGGGAGAGUCCGACGCCGACGCCGCCACGAGAAGCUUCAUCGGGGAGGUUGACGCCGUCGCGCUAAGCUCGAGCGAGGCCUCACCGCCGGAGCGGCAGCCGCCCAAGGCGUGGUGGACGUCAGAGGUCAUGGACCUCGACCCAUCAGUCAACGGCAGCGCGGCGGAGGUGGUCUGCAGCGGCUGCGACCUCGCCAGCCGGCUUGCUGCCAGCGCGCCUCCGCCUCCCGCUGCUGAAGUAGACAGCCGGAACGCGUCGUCGGAGGAUGGCGCGGGCGUUGUCGAGGGGGGCAACACGGCCGCGGUGGUGGUUGCUGGCGGAGCUGCGAGUGGGGGUGUGGUCGGCGGUGCGCAUGUCUCGGCCGGCGGCGCUGCGCCGGGCGGGGAACCGCUGCCCCUCGGGGUGGCUUGCACCCCCGCGAGGAAGGGCGACGCCUCGGUCUCGAUGUGCGAGUCGUUUUGCCUCGCAAAGGCACCGCUGCCCUGGGCCGCGUUGAGCAUAGCCGGGAUGCGUGCGGCCAAGUUCCACUGCGUUCUCUGCAAGUGCAAAAGUUGCAGCUUCUGCCCGGCGCAGGCUGCUCCGACGAACGCGACCGUGUGA